Brienomyrus brachyistius is the source of this 1974-nucleotide messenger RNA. RefSeq names its product HERV-H LTR-associating 2b, tandem duplicate 1 (gene hhla2b.1). The record is from RefSeq and is a predicted model, not a curated record. The coding region runs from base 53 to 1261 and encodes 402 amino acids. The transcript is spliced from 7 exons. NCBI's taxonomy places the organism in Eukaryota, Metazoa, Chordata, Actinopteri, Osteoglossiformes, Mormyridae. Gene Ontology annotation, cellular component: external side of plasma membrane. Gene Ontology annotation, biological process: T cell costimulation; cell surface receptor signaling pathway; positive regulation of T cell proliferation.
AGCCCGAGGUCAGGGGCCACUUUCAGCGCAAAGGAGCAGCAGCAGACCCCAGAUGGCGGGAGGCUUGGUGCGGGCUUGUGUCUGCCUGUGGAUCCUCACCACCGCAGACUGCAGGACUCCAGACAUCCAGGUGACCUGCACCUUUGCUCAAGACUGCCUGCUUCCCUGCACUUUUGAACCUGCGAGUAGCGCCAAUGUCUCCUGGCAGCAGCAGGAAGUCCCGCUCCUCACAUUCAGGCUCGGCGCCGGCCCAGAGGAACUAUGGCUGCCCAGUUUUGCGGACCGGGCAUCACUCUUUGAGGGGCAGGUCUCCCACGGCAACGCCUCCUUGCAGAUCAAGCAAACGAGCACUCACGAUCGGGGCAGGUACCGCUGUACCGUGAGCACCCACCAGGCGGUUGAAGACACCAUCGUCAUCGUGAGGGUGGAAGCCCCCGUCAGGUCACUGACUCUGGAGAUGACCGCCGACAGUCAAGCAGUACAGUGCUCUUCUCAAGAUGUCUAUCCUGCCCCACAUCUGAGCUGGUUCACGGAGCCCCCACUGCAACCGGAGCUACUCAGGCCCAGCACACACAUGGCAGCCAACAAGCUGGGCCUCUACUCUGUGGAGAGCAGACUGAACCGGCCUAAGACUGGUUCUGGCUAUACCUACACGUGCACCAUCAAGACGUCCUAUGGCAGCCAAACCUGGAUAGCCUCACUGAGGGACACAGAGAUGAGGCCCACAGAGGGCACCCAGGUCACAAUCCCCUGCACUGCCCUGAGAGACCUGCAGAACUUCACUCUCACCUGGAGCUUCAUGAGGCAGAGGCAGCUCACUGUCAUCCUUACAUAUGACAGCUUGAGCCGGCGUGUCACCAACCACUGGGGCAAACGAGCCCAUUUGGACCAGAACUGGGGUAGUUCAGGAGAUGGCUCACUGCACCUGCAGGACUUGGGCAACUCUGCACAAACGGGGAUGUAUAUCUGCAUGAUCUCCACGCCGAAGAUCCAGUAUCUGACAUACACCAGCAUCAAUGUCAGCGCCAUCUCAGGUGUGAGCGGGCCAGACGAGAGGUCGCAGAAAGGCAGGGAGUCGCGGCUCUGGCUCAUCUGCAUCGCCGUGGUGGCCGUCGUCCUCUGCGUCGGCGCCGUGUGGUGCGUCAAGAAGAAAGAUGGCGACUCACGCCCGCCAGCUGAGACCACGGAGAUGAGGCAGUUGACAGAAGGUCACAGAGAAAACGGCACCCCCCAGGAAAGCAGUCCCUUGGCUGUGGCCUAAAACAUUCCCAACAGGACGAGGUCACCAGGGGAGUUUCCAGCCUCCACUCCCAUGGACUUUGCUCAAUGCCAGCCUCCCGCCUCCAGCAGAGUCCAUGGCGGACCGGCCUCUGACAUGAUGCAGCCACAUCUGGGCUUCAGGCACUCUUCAUUAUGGAUGCUGAAUGGUGCUGCUUCCUGCUUCCACAUUGUCUCACUCACACACACUGACUGCUGUCUGUGCUGACUGUCUGUGUUGACUGAUGUCUGUGCUGACUGUCUGUGUUGACUGCCAUCUGUGCCUAUGCUGACUGCUGCCUGGGCUGACUGCCGUCUGUGCCUAUGUUGACAGCCUGUGCUGACUGCUAUCUGUUCUGAUUGUGCUGACUGCCGGAUGUGCCUGUGCUGGUUCUGCCGAAGUCCAUUGGGACACACAGCAAGGCUGUGCUGAAUCUUCCCGCAGGUGGUAAUUGCAUCUCCUAGCAGCUAAAUAUUCUGUGGACCUUAAAACAUUCACCAUAUCACUGAGCGCACAUUUGUACUGACGCACUUUUUGUUCCUGCAGUGUAGUUCACUAGCUGCUACAACAGCUGCUGUCCUAACAAUGCCUCUGUCUGACUGAAUGUCCAUGUUUAUGGUGCUUUUGGGGGACAUUUCAUUCCACGGGACUGGGUUUGCUGUAGAUUUCUUCAUGAGCUGGAUGAUUCAUAAAUUAAAUAAAUGUUAGUAUCCGUG